UACUCAUAUUCAUUUUCAUCUUGCUGCUUAGUGCAGCAAAAAAUUAAAAAUAAAAUAAAAUACAAAUAAUGGAAGUGGCAAGUUCUUCUUCUGCUGCGAAAAUAAUAGAGAUCGCCGACGAUAACGAUGAUAACGACGACGUUUUAGUAAUAUUUGAAACCUCAAAAGCUUCGAAGAACAAAGGCAAAAAGCUUACUGAUAUUAUUUCAGUAGAAGAAAACUUGUAUUCAAAACCUAGCUCUAGUGGAACAAAAAAGGUGAUGAUUGAUCUUUCUGAAGAAUACCCAGAUGAUGAUAUUCAGUUUUUGGGUACCCAAUUUGUACAAAAUUCAAAUUCAAUUCUCAUAGAUGAUGAUGAUGAUGAUCAUGAUAAUUUCACUUGUGAUAUUUGUGUUGAUGAAAAAUCUCUGAGUGAAGUUUUCAAAAUUAUGGGUUGUUCUCAUUCUUAUUGCAAUGAAUGUAUGGCUAAGUAUGUUGGUUCGAAAAUCCAUGAAAAUAUUUCCCGUAUUUCUUGUCCUGUUUUUGGGUGUAAUGGACAAUUAGAGCCAUAUAAUUGUCGUUCAAUUUUGCCUAAACAAGUGUUUGAUAGAUGGGGAGAUGUGUUAUGUGAGGCAAUGAUUUUGGGUUCUGAGAAAUUUUAUUGUCCGUUUAAAGACUGUUCUGCCCUUUUGAUUAUUGAAAAUAGUACUAGUAGUAGUAGUGGGGAUUUUGUUGUCACUCAAAGUGAAUGUCCAGAAUGUAGAAGGUUGUUUUGUGCGAAGUGUAAAGUUGCUUGGCAUUGUGGGAUUUUGUGUGAAGAGUUUCAGAAAUUGAAUAAGGAUGAAAGGGAAAGAGAGGAUUUGCAGCUUAUGCAACUUGCUAAGGGUCAAGAAUGGCAAAGAUGCCCGAGGUGUCGGAUAUACAUCGCGAGGUCCCAUGGUUGUGCCCAAAUGCGAUGCAGGUGCGGAUGUGACUUUUGUUACAGAUGUGGAGCGGAGUCAUCUAAUCACUACUGCAAACGCUGUGGUACUUAGCAACGUAAACUGGACAGAUUGUAGACAUCUCCAGGGAGGCAAAAACUGCAAAUGCGCGAUUUCUUCUUUUGAUUUUUGCUUAAAUUGUUGGAUGUAGAUUUUCAAAUUUUGGCUUACGAGAUAACUAAAGAAAUAGUUGAAAUCUCAACAUAGAAAUGACUGUCUUCUAAUUGUUUGAUCUUAAAUUCUGCUUGUUACCUUUUGUUUGAAUGUUGUUUAUAAAUUUGGUAGCUUCUUACCUAAAUAUACUACAACUA
Molecule: messenger RNA, 1270 nt
Organism: Lycium ferocissimum
Lineage: Eukaryota; Viridiplantae; Streptophyta; Magnoliopsida; Solanales; Solanaceae
Product: E3 ubiquitin-protein ligase RSL1-like
Exons: 3
Coding region: 69-1013 (314 amino acids)
Biological process (GO): ubiquitin-dependent protein catabolic process; positive regulation of proteasomal ubiquitin-dependent protein catabolic process; protein polyubiquitination
Cellular component (GO): cytoplasm; ubiquitin ligase complex
Molecular function (GO): zinc ion binding; ubiquitin conjugating enzyme binding; ubiquitin protein ligase activity
Source: RefSeq, a predicted model, not a curated record